Molecule: messenger RNA, 1243 nt
Organism: Cotesia glomerata
Lineage: Eukaryota; Metazoa; Arthropoda; Insecta; Hymenoptera; Braconidae
Product: S-adenosylmethionine mitochondrial carrier protein homolog
Exons: 8
Coding region: 336-1151 (271 amino acids)
Cellular component (GO): mitochondrial inner membrane
Molecular function (GO): S-adenosyl-L-methionine transmembrane transporter activity
Source: RefSeq, a predicted model, not a curated record
CAAAUGUUUCUCGAUGCACUUUAUCCAAAACUGUUAUCUCAACGAUGUAUGAUAAUCAGUAUAUAUGUUUCGUAACGAUAGAUACUAGUAGCCCUCUCUACAGUAAACUUAGAUAAUCUCAUAAUAAUGUUAUUAAUUUAUUUGUCAGUGCAACAUUUUUUUUGGUUUCUGUGUUUAUUUUAAGUAUUUUCAAGGAUUACCUCUCCACUGUUCCAUACAUUCGGCGAUGAUGUAUUGAUUUAUUCCAGUGUACUUAAUACCAAAGAUACAUUGAUUCGAGCUUUCAGGACUGAGCGAACUAAAACCUCAUAAAAAUAUCUGAGGAGACAAAGAAGAUGGAACCAUCCCGCAGAAAUAUUUUUUGGUCAUCAAUGAUCUCUGGAGCUGCCGCUGGACUAGCUUAUGACGUAAUAUUUUUCCCGAUGGAAACAGUCAAAACGCGGUUGCAGAGCAAACAAGGGUUCAUAAACUCUGGAGGGUUUAAGAAACUUUACCGCGGUCUCGGACCAGCGAUCGCUGGAUCCGCUCCUUCAGCUUCGUUGUUUUUCGCGACUUACGACGGAUUCAAGGAAAUCGUUCAACCGUAUGUUGAACCAAAGAAUUAUCCGUUUGUUCAUAUGGGAGGAGCCUGCGCUGCCGAAUUGAUGGCCUGUCUUAUUAAAGUACCUGUUGAAGUAUUGAAGCAACGUCGGCAAGCACUUUUAACUGACGCUCAUCCGGCAAUUCUCGGCAUAAGAACUCUGUACCGCGGGUAUGGUAUUACUCUGCUCCGUGAUCUACCAUUUGGGAUAUUUCAAAUGCCUUUAUGGGAUUUUCUUAAAUUAUCGUGGAAAAAUAAAAUGCAGCGGGAUUGCACGCCACUUGAAGGAGCCAUCGCAGGCGCAUUUGCUGGCUCCACUUCAGCAGCACUAACUACACCGUUUGACGUCAUAAAAACAAGAAUAAUGUUGAGUCACAUUUCGCAGAAAAGAGUUAAAAUUUCAGACACCAUGAGAGAGGUUUACAAAGAGAGAGGAAUUAAAGGACUAUUCACCGGCAUUUCAUUGAGGACUUUUGGGUUUGGUCUCAGUAGCCUAAUAUUCUUCGGAGUUUACGAACAAACAAAGUAUUUAUGCUCGAUAUAUUUGUUCCGUGAAUCACCGAGGUUGUGAUAGGAUUUAAAUAAAAGUAUUGGUUGGUUUUAAUGCAUUAUGUAAAUACUUUAGUGAUAAACAUCAGAAUAAACUAAUUGAUGAGUAAUUUU